GAUCAUGAUGUUUGUUGCUCAAGAUCACCUGGUGGAAGGCUAUGUGCAUGUAUUGUUAAUAACCACUGGCAGCGUCGCUUCUGUCAAAGUCCCCCUCAUCGUCAAGGAACUCUUAAAGUAUGACAAAGUGAAAGUCCAAGUUAUCUCUACUGGCCCAUCACUAGCGUUUUUUAAGCGGGAGGACAUCGAGGACGGAGACACGAGAGUAUGGACUGACAAGGAUGAAUGGCCGGCCUCAUUCAAAAUUGGCGAUCCAAUUUUACACAUUGAAUUGAGGCGUUGGGCUGAUGUAGUGCUAGUAGCGCCCUGCUCAGCCAACACGUUAGCCAAAAUCGCGCACGGUUCGUGCGACAAUCUUGCGACUUCGCUAAUGCGAGCUCUGGCACCCACCACACCGACAUACAUCUUUCCUGCAAUGAAUACAUUGAUGUAUGAUCAUCCCCUAACAGCCGAGCAUCUUCGGAUUGUUCGUGAUGUAGUCAAAUACAAUGUCGUUGGUCCGAUAGGGAAGGGUCUUGCAUGCGGAGACGUUGGUCUAGGUGCAAUGACUGAAUGGCGCGAUAUUGUACGCAUAGUAGUAGAGAAGUUCCAUUUACGCCUUGGCGCGUAAUACAGUGAUAAAGUAAUGACUUCUAAAUUAAAUGACUCACACUCAUGCUUCCAGAAUACCGGUAUUCUUCCAUCGCUCCCAUAGCAGUCCGACCCCAACGGGCGCAUUUAUAUCCCCUUUGAUUUCCUUGACAUCCAAUAGCUCAUACUUCC
Molecule: messenger RNA, 762 nt
Organism: Guyanagaster necrorhizus
Lineage: Eukaryota; Fungi; Basidiomycota; Agaricomycetes; Agaricales; Physalacriaceae
Product: flavoprotein
Exons: 5
Coding region: 5-610 (201 amino acids)
Biological process (GO): coenzyme A biosynthetic process
Cellular component (GO): phosphopantothenoylcysteine decarboxylase complex
Molecular function (GO): phosphopantothenoylcysteine decarboxylase activity; FMN binding
Source: RefSeq, a predicted model, not a curated record